CAGAAUGAUCAAAGUUCAAAGACCUACGCACUGUGAAUGUGUGCCGAACUCGCUAAACACCCAAAUUUUAUAAUCCUCAAACAGACAUUUUUAAUUCGCAUAUUUUUUAAGAUAUGCAAGAAUCUUAUCUCUUCACAACUAAUCUGACGGUUUUUAUGCUAGAAUCACCAUUUUUAUUUGGCAAUCAGUUCUUUACUGGUACCUAAAUUUAUUCUUUAAAUUAAAAGUUAAGUGAAUGUAGGAAGAAAAGCAUCAAAUCCUACUAGAAGCGCGACUUUAUUUUAAAUAUUCGUCGGAAAGUGGAGCAGUUACAUUCAUAAUGGGUGCAGGGAUUGCAAGAAAUGUUGAACAACCUAUCAUUUCCACCACUCACGGUCUGGUGCGUGGACAAUUGCGAGAAACAGUCUAUGGUGAUAAAUAUUAUUGCUUCGAUGGCAUACCAUAUGGCAAGCCACCAUUGGGAGAUUUGCGUUUUAAGUCGCCACAACCAGUUGAACCAUGGCCGGAUGUACGCGAUUGCACCGUAGUGGCACCCAAAUGUAUCCAAUACAAUCGCUAUACUGAUCGCGUUGAAGGCUCUGAGGAUUGCUUGUACUUGAAUAUCUAUGCAAAAAAGCUAAAAUCUGAAAAACCUCUGCCGGUUAUGGUCUACAUACAUGGUGGUAAUUUCGCAACAGGCAGUGCAUCUCGUCUGGCUUGGGGACCAGACUAUUUUAUGAUGAAAGAUGUUAUAUUCGUUACUAUGACCUAUCGUUUGGGAGCGCUGGGUUUUCUCAGUCUUCCCGAACCAGAGCUGCAAGUUCCUGGCAAUGCUGGCCUCAAGGAUGUUGUAAUGGCGCUGAAGUGGCUCAAAAACAAUUACAUAAAUUUCAAUGGUGACCCCAACAACGUUACUCUCUGCGGCAACAGCUCAGGAAGUGCCGCCGCACAAUUGCUGACGCUGACACCAAAAUGCGAGGGCCUCUUUCACAAAGCGAUUCUUAUGUCCGGCGUAUAUCUGCGAACACCCGAUAUUCCUAAUGUCCACCUUAUUUUCGCUAAGCGUGUGGGCUAUGAGGGGGCAGAAGAUAACAAAGAUAUUUUAAAUUAUCUAAGCUCACUUGAGGCGGAAAAGCUCUGUUUGCCGAAUUUUCUAGCAGAAGAGGGAAGGGACCCAAAUAUGGCGCCUACCUUCUUACCCGUCAAAGAAAACGCCAGCGUAUCGGAUGCUAUAAUUACCAAAGACCCAUUUGAAGUAAUUGCAGAUGAGAAAGCUUGGUUUUAUAGUAAACCGUUAAUGUUGGGGGCGACUUCCUUUGAAUCUCUAGCGCGCUACAGAUUCUUCACAACAUAUCCAAACCUAUAUGAGAUCUUGAAAUUGCAUCCGGAAAAAUUAUUCUCGCAUGAGAUUGGAACCUCGUGUGAUUUGGCGACGCAACAGCAAUUGGCAAGAAAGCUCAUAAAGUUGCAUAUGGGAGAGAAGGAGGUGAAUUUGGAAAAUGUUAUGGAUGUUAUGCGCUUGGUGUCGCACGAUUUCAUGUAUCAUCCAAUGCAUCGCUUUAUGAGUGCACGCCUCGGUCGCGUGCAUGCGCCCACAUAUCUAUACCGCUUCGACUUCGAUUCACCGGAUUUUAAUUUGUAUCGCAUCAAGUGUUGUGGACAUGGAGUACGCGGUGUUGUUCAUGUGGAUGAACUUGCCUAUGUUUUUUAUGUACCGCAGUCUUUUAAGUUGGCACGCGAUUCUGAAGAGUUCAACACCAUCGUACUAAUGAUGGAUUUACUUACUGCAUUUGCUGCUAAAUCUGAUCCCAAUGUUGAUAAGAUUAAACCCAUAGUUUGGGAGCCACUGGCAUCAAAUGACGAACGAAAAUGUUUAAAUAUUAGUAACGAGCUCACGUUCAUCGAUUGGCCUGAAUUGGAAAAAUGUAAGGUAUGGGAUGAGUACUUCAAGGACGAGGGAUUGAGAUUAUAUCGCUUCGAUUAUUAUGAAAUAUCAGAAAGAGAUUAUUGUGUGGCAUUAUUUGGUGACUAUUUAAAGAAGAGCAUUUUUUUCGACGGCGCUGUGCGCCACUUUCGGACUAAGGUGCACCUAGAAAUCAUAAUGAGCACACAAGAAGAGUAUCUCCUCACACUGCCGUUGGGCAAAAUAUUAGGCCGAGUUUGUACGUCGAUUUACGAUCAAACAUAUUACAGCUUUGAAGGUAUACCUUACGCUAAACCACCGCUGGGCAAGUUACGUUUUCGUGCGCCACAUGCUGUCGAAUCAUGGACGGAUGUGAAAGACUGUACAAAGUGUGCUAGGUGGCCUUUACAAAAGAAUCCGGAUACUAAUAAAGUAGAGGGCGCUGAGGAUUGCCUGUACCUAAAUGUUUAUACAAAAAAGCUAACAUCCUCAAAGCCUCUACCAGUUAUGGUCUUUAUAUAUGGCGGCUCUUUUUGUAUGGGCGCCGCGAAUCGAGACUUAUAUGGACCCGAUUAUUUUAUGAUGGAAGAUGUGGUGCUGGUCACCUUUAACUAUCGACUCGAUUCCUUAGGCUUCCUUAGUCUGCGCGAUCCUUCGCUAAAAGUACCCGGCAAUGCUGGUCUCAAAGAUCAAGUGCUCGCUCUGAAAUGGGUAAAAAAGUAUAUAGCGCAUUUCAAUGGCGAUCCUGCAAAUGUGACACUGUUUGGCGAGAGCGCCGGCGCUGCUUCAACACACUUGCUGAUGCUCUCGGAGCAAGGACGUGAUCUCUUCAAGCGUACCAUUGCCAUGUCGGGUACCGCGCUUAAUUUUUGGGCCAACAUGCCACAACUGAAUAUUGCAUUUCGACUAGCACAUUUCCACGGCUACAAAGGGGAUAAUAUUGAUGCACAUGUAUUCGAAUAUAUUAGCACCCUCGAACCUGAAAAAUUAGUAGUGCAUUCCUUGCUGAGUGAAGAGGACCAGCGCAAUUCGUAUAUGUUUGCUUUUGGUCCAAUUGUGGAGCCGUACGUAGAAGAGGGUUGCGUAAUACCUGAACGCCCCUUCGAUAUGCAAAAGAAGGCUUGGAGUAAUCACUUGUCAAUGAUGUUGGGUGGAUCUUCCUUUGAGGGGUUACUUUUAUAUAAAGUACUUAAGGAGAACCCGAUUGUAAUACAGCGUUUAUUCCGCGAGCCGGAACUGAUACUGCCUGAAGAAGUGCGUCGGAUCCGUAAGCACAAAGAUGUGAAGAAAUUGGGCAUAACUCUGCUGAAAUUACAUUUUGGCGAUGAAGAACCCAACGACUAUUCAUUGUUUAAGUAUCUGGAUAUUUUUAGCUUUAAAAUCUUUUGGCAUGAUUUUCAUCGUACAAUUUUGUCACGCCUAACAUUCGCACGUGCGCCUACCUUUCUCUAUCGUUUCGACUUCGAUUCACCGGAUUUCAAUUUUUACCGCGCGAAAUAUUGCGGUAAAGAUAAUGUGCGCGGCGUAGCGCAUGCCGAUGAAUUGUCGUACCUAUUUUAUUCGAAAAACUCUCGUAAAUUAUUUACAAACACAGCCGAGUAUAAAACUAUAAGACGCAUGAUUGGUAUGUGGACCGCCUACGCGCGGAGUGGUGAUCCGGACUGCGAUGAAUCGGAUCCGAUUAUAUGGGAUGCGGUGACGAAGUAUUAUAACUUGCGAGCAAUGCUUAUUGGUAAAGAGUUGGAAUUUAAGGAGAUUCCAGAAAAGGAAAAAUUACUAGUCUGGGCUAAGUUGUACCCAAGUCCGCAACAAUUAUGCGGAGCGGAAAGGGAAGAGGAUUAUUAUUGGGGCGUGCCAAUACCUAGUUUAGAUUAAAAAAUGUGCAAUUUUAGUUUUAAAAAGUAGAUAGCUAAAGAAUAAAUGUUUUGUUUUGUAAGAAUACAUGACCGAAAUGCAAUACUUUGUGCAAAGGUAUUGAAUCAAUUUCAUCAUAAUGACGUAAAACAUA
Rhagoletis pomonella (apple maggot) is the source of this 3890-nucleotide messenger RNA. RefSeq lists its product as uncharacterized. Bases 320 to 3757 code for a protein of 1145 amino acids. Lineage: Eukaryota; Metazoa; Arthropoda; Insecta; Diptera; Tephritidae. The transcript has 11 exons. The record is from RefSeq and is a predicted model, not a curated record.